GCGCCAAAACGAAAACGACACUGAGGCUGAAACUACUUGUUUGUUUAUGUUUGCUUUACAAACCAAUUUCAAUUGAGAAAGUGACGGGACUGAAUGACUGGAUAAUUGACACAUAGCAUCAACACAACGGUGACGUAGCCGCCUGGACUGUUGUACCAGUGAAUCAUAACACAUGCUUGAAGGAUGAUUCCAGGUUCCCCUCUGCUGAGGUUUCCUUGAGCAAGUCACUGUUUGGGUGCAAUAAAGGGUGACAUAAACAAAAGUGGUUGAUAAGAUGAGGAAGUGGGGAGAUCGAAUGAAGAAGGUUGAGCAGCUUGCUCAGUCCUUCCAGCAGAAACCUCUGGCCACACACUACAAACCUCGGUUGUGGCCGUGCCAGCCUUCCUCUGUCUGGAAGCUCUUUCCUCGUCAGUGUAUGGCGAUCAGCUUCGCUCAGAGCUGCAAAGAGGCUGUACACGUUUUUGCACUUGAGAAAGAAAAGACAUCCCUGGGUCAAAGGAUCUUCCUGGUUACCAGUUACAGUGAGCUAUGGCAUUACUACAGGACUUACACACACUCCUUGAUGCACUGCUAUGAGGUGAUACCAGAGGGAGCUGUGUGUAAGCUCUACUUUGACUUGGAGUUCUACAAGCCCUCAAAUAACGGAGCUGAUGGUGAAACUAUGGUGUCUUCACUUAUCCAGUAUGUUUGUGACAAACUAAUGGAAGUUUAUGGAAUUGAGUGCUCUGCAAAAAAUAUCCUCAAUCUUGACUCGAGCACGGAAGAGAAGUUCAGUCGACAUCUCAUCUUUAAUCUCCAAAGUGCAGCUUUCAAAGACAACAUACAUAUGGGCAGGUUUAUCCAUGCGAUUCUCCACCCAGUCCUGAGCACACCCAAAAGUGUCCUGAAUGUUGGGAUGAAUUCAGUGGCAGAAAACAGUGAAACACGCGGAUCCCAUGCAGUCUCUGAGGGGACGCCAGCAAAGGCAGAUGAGAUGGAUGAGAGUCCACAGGCCAAGAGGCGCAGGCAGGAAACGACAGACCUCAAGUUCCUCCAGGUGAAAAACAAGAAUGGCCAAGAGUGUCUUUUUGUUGAUCUUGGUGUUUACACAAAAAACAGAAAUUUCCGCCUUUACAAGUCAUCAAAAGUGGGAAAGAACUCUGCGUUCACGGUGGCAGAUGACAACACUUUUACUCACAAACACGAGAAAGGGAUUUCUGAGGAGGAAAGUGUGUUCUUGGCUUCCCUCGUCUGUAAUAUGAGUUUCACAGGUCAAAGAAUUCUCACGUCGGACGUCCCAGAAACCAAGGAAUCCAAAACCUUGAGGCCUCAUUCCCAGCAGGGAUCAGCCACAUAUCCAGGUUCACUUUCUGGUGACCUGUCGUCCCCUCAUCAAGAAGUGGACAACUUUGUAUUAACUGUGACAACAAAGGAUGGCAUCCAUGGGAGCAUCAGACGAUGGAACUACUUUGCUGUUGAACAACUGCUUGUUUACGACAUUGCAAAAUACCGCUGGUGUGAAAACGUGAAACGGUUUCAUAGAAGCAACAACAUCAUGAUUGUUGUGGACCUUAAGGAGGAAGUUUGGUAUCAGAAGUGUCACGAUCCUGAAUGUAGGAACUUCAGGUCCUCAAGUUACCCACUGCCACAGGACAUCUGCGUCAGCUAUAUCAUGAAACUGGAUGAGGAAGACCAGGCUUACUUAAUGGAUGAUGCAGGCAACAUUGAACUCAGCCAGACCCCAAACCAGGCCCCAGAGAGCACGGCGUGUCCAGAGGAGGCAAUGGCUGACGUGUGGGGAGACGGACAGGACGACCAGGACUACUUGGAGAGCCUGGAUGACUUUGAACAAAACAAUGGGGAUAUCUCCGAUCAGCUCCUGCUCAAAUGUAUGACAGAUUUUGAAUCCCAGUAAAGGGUGAGUUUCAUGUCACAAAAGCAAUCUGAAGAGGUAGUGAAUGUGGAGCAGCUCCACAACUCAUCAAUGAGAGCACAACCGGCUGACAACCAGGCAGACUGCUGAGAGGUAAUAGCUUGUAAAGCAUCCGUGUCACGGAGAGCGGGUACUGGUUGUACAUCAAAUGUGGUCCAGAUGAGGGAAUCAGAAGAAAUACUCCUGCUUUGGCUGCAGCGUCAGCCCCAUCAUCAAAUCCCAACCUACACAUCACAUUUUACAACAACGUUCCAAGACGCAGUGUUAAGAGGACGUGCAAUCUGCUGACAGGACGCCGUCUCGCCUAAUGUUCCUACUGGUGACAAUUCUGCAAUGUUUUAGGGUUUUUAAAUGCCUGCUGCUUUUCAAUUAAAAAACUUCUUAGUGAUG
Molecule: messenger RNA, 2302 nt
Organism: Pseudoliparis swirei
Lineage: Eukaryota; Metazoa; Chordata; Actinopteri; Perciformes; Liparidae
Gene: primpol
Product: primase and polymerase (DNA-directed)
Exons: 14
Coding region: 275-1894 (539 amino acids)
Biological process (GO): mitochondrial DNA replication; replication fork processing; error-prone translesion synthesis
Cellular component (GO): nucleus; mitochondrial matrix
Molecular function (GO): DNA-directed DNA polymerase activity; chromatin binding
Source: RefSeq, a predicted model, not a curated record